CUCUUUAAUGUUUUAUGUAAAGCACUUUGAAUUGCCAUGUUGCUGAAAUGUACUAUACAAACAAAACUGCCAUGCCUUGCCUAUAACAAACAAUGAAUACUCCAAUACAAAAAUAAAUUAUUUGUGUAGUCAUGAGAGAAUAUAAUGUACCAUAGCAGUAUGCGGACAGAUGGUAACUCACCCCUGCCAGGUCAUUGAUCAUCAGCCUUAGCUAUGGGAGUGUGUGCUGUAGGAAGCCCAGGGAGCAGCACCACAGUCCUCUGUUAAUUGCAGGGGCAGUUAGAUUACCCUCUUACACCCCUCACUGGGCCUUAAUGUUGGGCAUGGGUACCCACUGGCCACCCCAUGUGUUCCCUCAGUAAGCCACAUUAUGCAUUUUUUGGAGAUGAAUGUGUGAUUUUGGUCAGCGGUAAACAGAGGUAUAUUUCCUGUGUAGUUUAGAAAAUCCUUUUUUCAAGCGUGAAUCAAACACACCUUUACAGAGUGGUCUCUUUUUCCUAAGCUCAGCACAUAAGAGACAGAAGAGAAGAAGAGAGGCUAUGACUUUACAAGCUUCAGAUUUUGAUGUGGGGAAAACACUCCUAUGUUUCCUCUUUUCUUGGUCCCUUUGUAGUUCCCUUUGUCUUGUUUCUUUCAGAACAAAGAAUAAGCUGUGGUACUUUGAGUUCGGCACUUCGGAGACCUUUUCGGCCACAUGUAAGAAGCUCCACGACUUUCUGGAGGUUGAGUGCGAUGGUGUCACUCUGGACCUCAGCAGCAUCUCCUUGGAAGGCAUUGCCAUUCUCAACAUUCCCAGCAUGCACGGCGGCUCCAACCUUUGGGGCGAGACCAAGAAGAGGAGGGGUAACCGCAAGGGGGGCAAAAAGAGCCAAGACAAGAGGACACCAGUGCUCGACCCCAAGGAGCUCACGUUUGCAGUUCAAGACCUGUCUGACCAGCUGCUGGAGGUAGUGGGGCUGGAAGGAGCCAUGGAGAUGGGUCAGAUCUACACCGGCCUGAAGAGCGCUGGGAGACGCCUGGCACAGUGCUCCUCCGUUACCAUCAGAACCAGUAAAUCCCUCCCCAUGCAGAUUGAUGGGGAACCUUGGAUGCAGACUCCCUGCACUAUUGAGAUCGUCCACAAGAACCAGGCUCCCAUGUUGAUGGGAGCGCCACAAUGCCGAAGCUUUUUCUCCUCCGUCAUCAGACGAACACGCAGCGAGAGCAAAGACUGAUCGGUUCAAGGCCUUUUCGAGUCCUCACAAGCACCUGGAGAGCAGCGAGCCACAAGUUGAUCAUCACAGCCCGUUAGUGAAGGGGGACUCUUUGACAGCCCAGCGCAAAGUAGCAAACUGUAGGUUCAGUAUGUACCUCCUGCAGGGUGGAGACGUCACUGAGUAGCCCUUAUUUAAUGCAGAAUAAGGUGUGUUAAGGAAUGAUGCUGAAUGAGUCAACAGUGUGUAGAGUAGUUUAGCUCCAAAAAUACUGAGGCUAUUUCGGGAAGUCCAAUUUUAUAAAAGUCUGUUUUUAUUUUUGCUGUUGUGAUCUGUGCCAUGUGGACAAAACCCACAGAUGAAUGUGUUUUUUGGGGAUAUGAUUUAUUUAUUUAUUCAUAUUUUGCUGCUAUUGAUGUUUUUUAACAGAUUUUUGCAUUUGCAUACCCCUGAUGCAUGAUGGACAGUGAAAGAGGUUGCUGAUGUUGAAGCUGACAUAUCUGGAGCUCGCAGACGAUCUUAGCCAAGCGUUUAGUAUGAAGUGAAGUUUCUUUGCUCAGCAUUUCAUCAGCGCUUCACUCAUGAAUGGCUUCACGUUGUGAAAAGACAAAGAAUCACUUUUGCUCUCUUUUAAUGGUUCCUGCAAGUCAUCCUUGUCAUGUUUUUGAUCUGCCGUGUUGCUGUUCCGUCAGUGGAAAGAUUAGGAAUGAUUAUUGACCUUCAUAAAAAAUGCAUGACCCUCUUUGUUUUACGUCGCACGAGAGAUUUCCAGACAGUUUUAAUAAUUGUGCGCACACUUUGUGUUGCAUGAGUGACCAAGAUCGGUUUUGAUACUUGUGGAAAUUGAUUGCUUUUUUUAAUCUAUGUCUAAAUUGCUGCUCGGUUUAACCAUAUCAUACUUUACAAGAUGGCUGCAUUUUUAUGAGAUCCUGUGUUUGUUUGUUUUUUAACAGGUACACAUGUACUUUUAAAGUUUAAAAAAAAAGCAACAGAAAAGAGCCUAGUGUUUGAUCAGACUGUAUGUUGGUACAGUGACUGUAGAGUUGGAUCUUCACAAGAAGCGGUUUGACCUCUGGUCAUUGAUUUGUUCUGAUGUCUACGGUUGAGUGUUUACAGUCCGCUGCGUAUAAAAGCGUGCAUUGACCAAUUAAAGUCUAAAUACAAAAUGACUAUUGACAUUUAUAGUACAAGCUUGAUUUAAAGAAUCAAUACUGAAAAUCAAUCCCAUCCAAUAAUUACAGUUUUCAGAGGCAUUUUACAGCAACUGACGUGCACAUGCCAUCUAUAAAUUAUUUAAUAAUGCACUUUUCAUUCAUUUUAAACUGCUUAUUUCAUUUGAGUGUCCUGUUAUAUGAUAUUAUUCUGGAUGGUAAUGGCAAUGAUUGAGUAGGCUACAUUUCUACAUUUUAAUAGUAUUUAUCUCAUUCAGUCUCACCAAAGACAAAUUUCAAAUUUUGGGUGAUUUUUUACAGAUCUACCAGCGUGACCAACACCUGAUAAAUGUGUUGUUAUUAACUGAAUUGCACGCCUGCUUCAGUCUUUAAAAGUGCCAUACGCCAGUGGAGACUGAGGUCUGAUGAGUCUCCCAUCUCAUUGUUUUGUACGGUGCUGCAUUUGUAGAGUGACGUUGUAUUUUUGUACAUAGUAUUUAUUUAUUUAUUUGUCCGCUUACUGCUUUCACUCUAGAACUCACACCAUGUUGUUCUGUCUAAAAAAAUAUUCUGCCUCCCAAUGUUAACUGGGAAAAGUGAUAUUAGAAAUAAUAAUAAUAAAAAAAAUCUUUUGUUGUUUGA
Molecule: messenger RNA, 2986 nt
Organism: Perca fluviatilis (European perch)
Lineage: Eukaryota; Metazoa; Chordata; Actinopteri; Perciformes; Percidae
Product: diacylglycerol kinase beta-like
Exons: 5
Coding region: 540-1214 (224 amino acids)
Biological process (GO): lipid phosphorylation; intracellular signal transduction; diacylglycerol metabolic process
Cellular component (GO): plasma membrane
Molecular function (GO): ATP-dependent diacylglycerol kinase activity
Source: RefSeq, a predicted model, not a curated record